Molecule: messenger RNA, 1143 nt
Organism: Naegleria fowleri
Lineage: Eukaryota; Heterolobosea; Eutetramitea; Acrasida; Naegleriidae
Exons: 2
Coding region: 1-1143 (380 amino acids)
Source: RefSeq, a predicted model, not a curated record
AUGUCAGAAAACGAAGACGUCCACAAUGCUGUCAUGAUCGAUCUUGGUUCAGGAUGGACCAAAGUCGGAACGGUUGGCGCAGAUAAUCCUAGUAGUGUAUUUCCGACUGUGAUUGGUCGUGUCAACAAAGGACGUCUACAAAGUAUUCCCACUCUAAUGAUGGAUCGAGAAACGAUCGGAGAUGAGGCCGUCUGUCGUUCCUACAAUUCUCUCACUUAUCCGAUUCGACAUGGAAUCAUUAAAGAUUAUGAUCUCAUUGAAAAAGUACUUCAUCAUUGCUUUUUCAACGAGUUACGAGUCGCUCCCGAGGAGAAAUCUGUCAUUCUAUCGACUCGAACACUCACUCCAAAAGUUCAACGAGAAAAAUUAACACAAAUUCUUUUUGAGACAUUUUCAACGUUGGCAUUCUUUCUUGCGCAAUCUUCAGUGCUAAGCAUGUUUGCUUCUGGAAGAAAUACUGGAAUUGUUUUGGAUUGUGGAGAUGGUGUGACAAGUGUCGAAACCGUUUGUGAUGGUUAUCAGACCAUUCAUGCUUCAAAACGAAUGAGUUUGGGAGGAUGUGACAUUCAUGAAUAUUUAUCAAAGUUGAUUUUUCUCGAACGAGGUGUGGAAUUAACGACCAGUUCUGAACUCUAUACAGUUCAAAAAAUUAAGGAAAAAUUAUCGUAUGUGGCACUCGAUUUUGAUCAAGAAUGUCAAACAGCAGCAAGUUCGAUUGCAUUGGAAAAAAGUUAUGAACUUCCCGAUGGAAGUGUCAUGACUAUUGGACAAGAACGAUUCCAAUGCAUGGAAGCAUUCUUUCAACCAUCCAUGGUCGGACGUGAAGAUGCAGGUAUUCAUGAAAUGGUGUUCAAUGCCAUUCAAAAAUGUGAUUUGGGAGUGAGAGCUAAUUUUUAUGGAAAUAUCUUGUUGAGUGGAGGAAGUACUUGUUGUGAAGGAUUUCAAGAACGACUUACGAAAGAAAUGCAAAAUUUGGCACCUGAAACGAUGCGUGUGAAAGUGGUGGCUCCACCAGAAAGAAAAUAUUCAGCUUGGAUUGGAGGAUCGAUUUUGGGAUCUUUGACAUCGAUGGCACAAUUUUAUAUUUCUCGAGAGGAAUAUGAUGAAAAUGGACCUGCUAUUGUCCAUCGAAAGUGUUAUUGA